Sinocyclocheilus rhinocerous is the source of this 5765-nucleotide messenger RNA. Its product is annotated as mitogen-activated protein kinase kinase kinase MLK4-like. The transcript is spliced from 11 exons. The record is from RefSeq and is a predicted model, not a curated record. Gene Ontology annotation, molecular function: ATP binding; JUN kinase kinase kinase activity; protein binding. Bases 786 to 3548 code for a protein of 920 amino acids. Lineage: Eukaryota; Metazoa; Chordata; Actinopteri; Cypriniformes; Cyprinidae. Gene Ontology annotation, biological process: protein phosphorylation.
AGCGGAGCGAUGGCGGUUCGCUCAUAGACAUUAGCAAGCAAAGUUUUAGCUGCUCUGAAAAAGUCUUUGGAUCUAGGCGAGGGGGGAAAGCCGUCGGUUUUGCAAUGCUAGUGAAUGACUGAAGUGCGCACUAGACUGACUCUGCGAAAGGGUUCCUGCUGCGCGCGCGACGAGUCCUUGGCGACGGCGGAAUUUUGCGAGCUGCAGUUAAGUUAUCUUACGAGUUUGUGAACUUCGGUGAGAGAGCUAACGGGCUAGCAUAGCUCUUUAGCCUGCUCGUGUAAAGUGUUUCAACUUGUCAGAGAGUGUCUGUGUGGAGGUUUUGUACAUGUAGACACGCAAGUUAAUUAGUAAUUUAUCUUAGGUAGUGGAUUCAUCUUGUGUAUAUUUAGAUUCAUUCGCUUGGGAUGAGCAGGUACUUUGCACCUGUAGCCUCACGGCUUGAAAACUCUCUCGACUUUCCCGGUUAGGUAUGUUGUUUACCUUCAUUUUUACAAAGAUGAAAUUCGUUUGUAUAUCUGGUUAAUACUGAUGUCCCAGCUUCAGAGGCACUUCGCACUCCCAGACUGGUUAUCUGGCUUACGUGGAAACAAAGCAAUGCGUUCCUUAACCUCUAUUAAGCCGGAUUUAACCUGACCGACUCUCCAUUAAUGAUAUAAAGUGACCUGGCUGGGGUUCUUAGGAAUUUUUUGUGUGUAUGUGUCAUUGGGGAAUACGACUACAGAACUAGUUUUACUUUGAUUUGACAUCACGGCACCUUAUGGUGCUCCUGCAGGCACCGAGACAUGGAUGUUCCCCAGGCCGUUUUCCCAAACGGUGAGGGGCGCCUGAGCCUCCAAGACCAUGUCUGGACGGAGUCCUCCAGCUCGGGGACUUGGGCUCACUCUGCCCCCGUGUGUCCCCGCUCGCUCUGGACCGCGGUGUUUGACUACGAGGCCAGCGGGGAGGACGAGCUCAGCCUGCGGCGAGGAGACGUGGUGGAGGUCCUGUCUAAGGACGCUGCUAUCUCGGGAGACGAAGGCUGGUGGACUGGUAAAAUUAACCAUCGCGUGGGCAUCUUCCCAUCUAAUUAUGUUACUUACCAACCAGCCAUUUAUAGAGCGGUAGGGGCUCGCGAGAGCGACCCGUCCGCACCUGUUCGGAUACCGUUCUCUGAACUUGUUCUACAAGAAAUCAUCGGCGUCGGUGGGUUUGGCAAAGUCUACCGGGGGACCUGGAAGGACCAGGAGGUCGCGGUGAAGGCAGCUCGACAGGACCCCGAUGAGGACAUUAAAGCGACUGCAGACAGUGUUAAGCAAGAAGCCAAACUUUUCUCGAUGCUUCAACAUCCUAAUAUUAUUAAACUGGAGGGGGUGUGUUUGGAGGAGCCUAACCUGUGUCUGGUCAUGGAAUAUGCCCGAGGAGGGACUCUGAACCGAGCUUUGACGGGCAGGAGGAUCCCCCCUCAUAUCCUCGUGAACUGGGCCGUCCAGAUCGCCAGAGGCAUGCAGUAUCUCCACGAGGAGGCUGUAGUUCCCAUUAUUCACCGAGACCUCAAGUCCAGCAACAUUUUACUACUUGAAAAAAUUGAUCCGCUCAGGAGGUGUUGUAGGAGCGCCUGCUGUCCGUUGCUCACUUUAGCCUCCAUCGAGACGGGAGACGCGGCGGCCGCGAGACCUUCUCCUUUUGCUAAGCUCAUGGAGGAAUGCUGGGAGCAGGAUCCCCACAUCCGUCCGUCCUUUGCUUCCAUCUUGGAGCAGCUGACUGCCAUAGAGGAGGCUGUGAUGGCCACCAUGCCGCAGGACUCCUUCCACUCAAUGCAGGAGGACUGGAGAGUGGAGAUUCAAGAAAUGUUUGAUGAGUUGCGUACUAAAGAAAAGGAGCUCCGUUCACGUGAGGAGGAGCUGACGCGAGCAACCCUUCAGCAGAAGUCUCAUGAAGAGCUUUUGAAGAGGAGGGAACAGCAGCUGGCUGAGCGGGAAAUUAAUGUGCUUGAGCGUGAGCUCAACAUCCUCAUAUUUCAACUCAACAAGGACAAGCCCAAUGUUAAGAAACGAAAGGGCAAGUUCAAACGCAGCCGCCUCAAGCUCAAAGAUGGCAACCGCAUCAGCUUACCCUCAGAUUUUCAGCAUAAAAUCACAGUUCAGGCCUCUCCGACUAUGGACAAGAGAAGAAGCCUCAACAGCACCAACUCUAGCCCUCCCAGCAGCCCUACACUGAUCCCUCGCCUCAGAGCCAUUCAGUUGACCCUGGACGAGAGCAACAGGACAUGGGGCCGAAGCACCAAUUACAAACCUGAGGAGUUUGAAGAUGUUAAGAAAGGUUUUAAGAAGAAGGGCCGCACAUGGGGGCCAAGCUCUGUACAGACCAAGGAAAGAGGAAAUUGUGCUGAAAGAGUUCGCCCUCUCUCAGAUGGAAGCAGUCCCUGGUCCACUAGUCUUAUGAAGGCCCAGAAAUCUGUUCCAUUGGCUGCAUUAUUUGCAGAGCAGGGAACCGAUAUAGAUGAAGUGUGCUCUGCUGAUGGAUCUGACAACAAACCAAAGCAACUCAAGUUCCCCAACCAGGUGUAUAUUGAUCUACCUCUGUGGAAAGAUGAACAUGGGGAGAGCCAGGGGCCGGCUGGUGGAGGUGAGAGCCAGGAGGACCCAACAACCUCCACCAGUUCCACCAGCACCACACCGCAGCACACACCCACCAACAGCCUGAAGCGCACCACCACACGCCGGCGCACAGACGCUGUUCUCUAUGGCUGUGCCUCCAUCCUGGCAUCUGUCGCCUUCGGCUUCGACCUGCGGGAGGUUUGUAAGGGUGCUGCUAAUGAGGAACCAGAGCCACGUGAGGAGAAGAAAAAACGAGAGGGCCUGUUUCAGCGUGCCACUCGCUUCCGCCGCAGCACCAGCCCCCCCGGUGGCCGCUCAUGCAAGGAUGAGGUUACCCCAGGACCCGUUAAUCUACUCGCCAUGUCAUCAAUUUCUGAGUGCAACUCCACCAAGUGCCUCCUGCAGUCAGAUUUUGAGGGGACUGGGUAUAACCUAGUGAACAAGACUCCAGCUCGGAAUUCCCAGACGCAUCAGAAUACAGGCACUAGUGACAUUCUUCCCUCAGCCCCUCUACAAGAUCAUCCUUCUGGAUCCAGCUCUCGGCUUAGGAGAAAGAAGUCCAGCCCUGCUGUGUGUCAGACCAUUAAUGGCAGCAGUAACUCUCAGGCCAGUCCAGCUGAUUUCUCUACCACUUCCCUGAAAAAGAAGGCUGACAGAGAGCCUGCUCAAGAGAAGCAAGCCUCCAGAGAAUCAGCUUCUAGACACAGGCCGCUUUCCCUAAGAAGCAAACCUCACUCCUGGGGUCUUCUGAAGAGCCGCAAUAAGAGCUAUUCUCUUGGGCACUACUCUGGGGAGAAGAGUGCCCAAAACUUGGACAUGGUCCUCCCCUCAGAGGUCAAAAUGGGCUGCUCUUUGCUGGAUAUGGACACAGAGGGUCAAAAACGAGACUGCACUGUUCCCCUCUGUCGAAUACAGAGCACACCAAGUCGACCGUCUGUCUUUGAACUGGAGAAAGAGUUUUUAUCCUGAAAUAAGCUGCAUCUGGAACACGGUCUUAUUUUUGUCUUGCAUCUGUCUGUUCAACAUGACAUUUAGUUGUUUUUAUUUUCCCCCAAGAUUAACAUCGUGGCCUUUUUUUAUCAAUAUUUGAGCCAUUGCUGCUGGAGAUAUUCUGUGGUACUUUUAUUUAUAUGCUGUUUACUUUGAUAUGUAAUUUAAUAUGAAGUGACAUAUAUGAAGUGAAUGAUCAACAUUCCACUGAAUUUACAGUAGAAUUGCUGGUUUGUAGUUUUUACAAAGUGACUUGAUUUGUAAACCUUUUACACUGAUGAACAAGAUCUCAGAUUCUGUUAGAAACUACAGAUUUUUAAAGUGUUCAGGCAUUUUUGUCAUUUGAUUUCGUAUCACGUAAUGUCAUAUGAAAGGCAUAAACAGGGCCCACAGUGUUAAUAUAAAUAAUAAUAGUUGUACAGAUGAAGUGGCAUAGCUAAUGUGAUUGACCAAACUAACAGACCUCACGUUUGCCAGGCCAAACAGCGCAGUUCCCUACAUAGCUCUUUAUUUUUACUGUACUAAUACAUUACAUUUUCAGGGUUUUGUCUUUUGUGACCUAUUUGAAAUUUUUUCCUACUUUUUAAAAAAAAUUAUUUUGGAACAUUAUUUUUUCUAAAGUUAUAUUGGAGAGGAACUUCAUGGACUCUCCUUUUUUAGCUUUAAGUCAGAUGCAUUUUAUCUAAUUAUGUCUUUUAGAGGUGUACACAUGCCUGUAGCUUUUUAGGUUGCAUAACCCAAAUGGGAAGCAAAUAUAUAUAUAGAUAUUGCAUUAUGCUGCCAAAUAGUGAUGAAUGAAUUAACUAUAUUGUUAGUGUCUAUCAAUAUUGCUAUUAUUUACAAACCAUUCCAGUCUAUACAAAACCUAAAAAAAAUGGAUUUAACUAAUAGAUUCAUCAAGCACCAGGAUGCUACUUAAAACUGUUACCAUCUGAGUAGCUUGGUUUUGAGUUUUACACUUCAGUAGGUUCACUAAAAAUUUAAAGCAGAAUGUUUAGAAUUAUAUAAUGUUAAAUCAGGAUUUAGUGCUUGAACUGUGUAAGUGAUUUAAUCUGUUUCUGCAAAACCCAAAUGCUUUUUUUUUUAAACUGUCAUUCUGUAUAUUCAAACUGUUUUCUUAAGCAUUACCCUGUGUAAAAGACUGCAUUAUUAACUUGUUCAUUGUGGACUUAAGUAGUUCAGUAACUUGCUUUUCCAUUUUCUCUUUGUGUCACUUAAAAUAUUGUUUUGUAUCUUGUAUCUGGAGACUGUGAUUUGAAACGUACUUAAUUGAAACGUUAUUUUGUGGUUAUAGGGUGUCAAAUGGAAGAGCACUGUACUCUUAGUACUCUCAUCUUCUAACUGGAGAAGAUGUGUUUGAGAAACAACUCAGUAUUGAAAAAGCUGUUAUAGUAGGGAUUAGAAUUAUUUACUGUAAUUAUUUCAGUCAGCAUAAAUGUACUGUUUGUUCAGAAAUAAUCAGAGGUUUUCCCACUGACUCCUGUUCAAAAACACCCAUUAUGUGGUGCUGUUUUGAAGAAAGAAGAACAAAAUAUGUUUGUAGCACUGGAAUUUUCGAGUCAUGAUGAUUGUUCAUUACAUUUACACUGUUAUUGUAUUAAGGCAUAAAGAUUACUGUUCGUUUAGAUAGACAACUGCACAUUAGGAUUCAUAAGAACAAAGGACUUGGAGAGACAUUGUGGUGCCUCCUUUUUAUGUCUUGCAAUGAUCAUUACUAUAUGAAGUAAUAAUAUGAUGCCUGUUUUUAAGGAAUUCAUCUGGUGUUAUUGUCUAAGCACAAUCAUUUCUCCUAUUGUGGGAGAACUGCAGAGAUCAAACUUUUAAAGCAGUUUCAUUUAGACCGAUUUCCAAACGUGAAUGACACAGAUGUGGGAAUGACAGAAAACAGAAGAUUUAUGUUUUCACCAAAGUUGAAGUCUUGGAUUGUGAAACGGUUUGGGAAGAUUGUUACAUGGUACACAUGCACUGCUAAUAGUUUUACUGGUUUUGCUCUUUAGUGUAUGUUGUAUUGAGCUCUGUUUUUAUCCAAUGUUUUACCCAUGUGACCAAUUUAAUGUUAAAAGCUGUUCUGUUCAGAUGUGGACUGGUUAUUUGCUCCAGGAGGGCUCAAAGAAAAAAGGGCUGAGCCCAGAAUCAUCUCAUUUAUAUCAAAUUCUACUAUUUUACUGUACACAAGUGACCAAUAAAUACUUUAUG